UGCCGCCGCACAACGUCGCGCUCUCGUUGGGCGCUCGCGCGUGCCUGCAUCGCAGAGACCGCCUGAUCGCGCUGCUCCUUGCUGGCUACGCGCGGCAGGUGUGGCUAUAUGCUCCUGCCGCACCGCACGCCUCGGCCGAUCUCUUGCUGCCGGACCGCAUCCCUCCCUCCGCAAAGCUUGCCGCUGACCCCAUCUCCCAGUCACGAUGGCGCCCGCCACGACGUCUCCGGCCCCGUGCGCCGACUGCGCGCCGUCCGAGGGCCCCGUGAAGCACAUCAACGGCAGCAACGGCGUCGACAAGACGCACGUCGGCAUUGCCAACUCGGUCGCCUCCAAGGGCGUCGAGACGCAGGCCGAGGCGCCGCCGACGCGCUUUGCCAUGCCGUUCAUGAACCGCGACUCGAACAGCAACGUCGCAAACUUCAAGAUCAUCGAGUCCACUCUCCGCGAGGGCGAGCAGUUCGCCAACGCCUUCUUCGACACGGAGACCAAGAUCAAGAUCGCCAAGGCGCUCGACGCCUUCGGAGUUGACUGCAUCGAGCUCACGUCGCCGGCCGCGUCGGAGCAGUCGCGGCGCGACUGCGAGGCGAUCUGCAAGCUCGGCCUCAAGGCCAAGGUCAUCACGCACAUCCGCUGCCACAUGGACGACGCGCGCAUUGCCGUCGAGACGGGCGUCGACGGCGUCGACGUCGUCAUGGGCACGAGCAAGUUCCUGCGCGAGUUCUCGCACGGCAAGGACAUGACGUACAUCACCAAGGCGGCCAUCGAGGUGAUUGAGUUCGUCAAGAGCAAGGGCAUCGAGAUCCGCUUCUCGACGGAGGACAGCUUCCGCUCGGACAUUGUCGACCUGCUCAGCAUCUACCAGGCCGUCGACAAGGUCGGCGUGAACCGCGUCGGCAUUGCCGACACGAUUGGCAUUGCCAACCCGCGGCAGGUGUACGAGCUGACGAAGAUGCUGCGGAGCGUCGUCAAGUGCGACAUUGAGGUGCACCUGCACAACGACACGGGCUGUGCCAUUGCCAACGCGUACACCGCGCUCGAGGCCGGCGCCACGCACAUCGACACGUCGGUGCUCGGCAUCGGCGAGCGCAACGGCAUCACGCCGCUCGGCGCGCUCAUGGCGCGCAUGUACACCGAGGACCGCGAGUACGUGAUGGGCAAGUACAACCUCAAGAUGCUGCGGCAAAUCGAGGAGCUCGUCGCCGAGGCCGUGCAGAUCCAGAUCCCGUUCAACAACUACGUCACGGGCUACUGCGCCUUCACGCACAAGGCCGGCAUCCACGCCAAGGCCAUCCUCGCGAACCCGAGCACGUACGAGGUGCUGCGCCCCGAGGACUUUGGCAUGACGCGCUACGUCAACAUCGGCUCGCGCCUGGUGGGCUGGAACGCCGUCAAGAGCCGUGCCGAGCAGCUCGGCCUUGAGCUCAGCGACGAGCACAUCAAGAUCGUCACGGCCAAGAUCAAGGCGCUGGCCGACGUGCGCGAGCAAACCAUCGACGACGUCGACCAGCUGCUGCGCGAGUUCGAGCAGCAACUGUGAUGCUCUGCCCGCCUCUUGCUUGCCUCCUUCUCGCCGUCUCAGCCUAUUCUGCUCGUGUCUCAUUCUGCAUUACUACAUCUGCGGCCUCGCUCCUGCACCCCCCACCGAGCGUUGUCGCGACGCUCAUCAACACCAAAUCAGUCCCGUGCC
Molecule: messenger RNA, 1690 nt
Organism: Tilletiopsis washingtonensis
Lineage: Eukaryota; Fungi; Basidiomycota; Exobasidiomycetes; Entylomatales
Product: homocitrate synthase, cytosolic isozyme
Exons: 4
Coding region: 206-1540 (444 amino acids)
Cellular component (GO): mitochondrion
Molecular function (GO): homocitrate synthase activity
Source: RefSeq, a predicted model, not a curated record